Hyaloscypha bicolor E is the source of this 701-nucleotide messenger RNA. RefSeq lists its product as uncharacterized. NCBI's taxonomy places the organism in Eukaryota, Fungi, Ascomycota, Leotiomycetes, Helotiales, Hyaloscyphaceae. Gene Ontology annotation, cellular component: plasma membrane. The record is from RefSeq and is a predicted model, not a curated record. Gene Ontology annotation, molecular function: GTP binding; GTPase activity; GDP binding. The annotation marks the transcript as partial. The transcript has 2 exons. Gene Ontology annotation, biological process: signal transduction.
AAGCUGGCACUGUAUAAAGUAGUGUUGUUGGGAGACAAAGGCGUGGGAAAGAGGAAACUCGCAACUCAGGUCAUUCAUUCCAUUUCAUUUUUGGUUAACCCGAUCAUUGAAAAUUUAUACCAAAAGCCAGUGGUCAUAGAUGGUCUAAUGUGCAUGCUAGAAGCCCUGAUGGUCGAUAGGUCUUACCAAGCACAGGGCGGCGCACUCCGAGACCAGUGGAUCAGGGAUGCCGAAGGCUUCGUACUGGUUUAUUCUAUCACCAAUUGGUCUACCUUUAAUCGUAUUCGGAGGUACCACAAACUGGUGAAAAGGGCGCGAGAAGCGGCACUGCAGGAACUGCAAUGACCGGAAACCCACACCAUUCCCCAAUCAUGUUGGUCAGACACAAUUGCGAGCAUAUAACUGAACGCAAAGUUUUGACACAAGGCGGGUUUGGUCUGGCAGAUACACUAGGCUGCGAGUUUGUGGAUGCUUCGGCAAAAAGCGCGGUAUCAAUGUUGAAAAGGCAUUUUUCAACGUUGCAAGAACCAUACGUCGACAUCAUAUGCAACUUCCAAGGAAGCCAAGGACUUCAGACGAGAAGAACUCCAAUGAGCAGGAUCGCUCCGAAAUUGUAAAGAGACGAGACCAAGAGAAAGUCCAAGAACGACCUCCAAAACCCCGAACCGGAGCUGGGUGCGGAAGUCUUGCCCAGCAUCACU